Periconia digitata is the source of this 777-nucleotide messenger RNA. Lineage: Eukaryota; Fungi; Ascomycota; Dothideomycetes; Pleosporales; Periconiaceae. The record is from the annotation of a GenBank genome assembly.
CUGACUCUCAAGAUAUAUACAGACUCUUCUGGAAUUGUAGUAAAUAUAAAAGCUAGAAGAUAUCAUGGGGGAAAGCAUCUCAUAUUCACCUUCAUACUCAACAACUACAAUCCGAUCUUCGCAUCACAACCAAGCUAUCUUCGCAUUUUAGAAAAUCUUCUUGAUACCAAGACAAAUCGUCUAUCAAUCAUAACCCCUAAUCACAUACCCUACCAAACCAUAACUACCCCAAAACUCAAAAUGGUCGCAUACACUUCUCUCUUCACCGCCGCCACCAUCCUCGGCCUCACAACCGCCGCCCCCCAAACCAUCCGCUCAACUGGCGUCGUGCACCGCAUCUUCGCCGGCUCGACCGUCGAGAACGGCGGUCUCCACUUUGAGCCUCAAAACGUCGUUGCCGAAGUAGGCGACCUCAUCCAAUUCCACUUCCUCGCCAAGAACCACUCCGUAACGCAAUCCUCCUUCGACAAGCCCUGCGAGCCGCUCGACACGGGGAAAGGCGUCUUCUCGGGCUUCAACUUCCGCACCGACGCCGGCGAGGCGGCGAAUGUGUUUGAAUUCACUGUGCAGAACAAAGACCCCUUUUGGUACUACUGUAGCCAGCCCAAUGGUGAUCAUUGCCAAAAGGGUAUGAGCGGUGUCAUUAACCAGAUUUUCGAUGGCGCGAAGACGUUGGCGGCGUACAAGGAGAAGGCGAAGACGGCCGUGACCAAGCAGCCUUCUGCUGAUAUUUUGGCUAGCCAGGGGGGUGUUAUUGUGCCCAAUAAGCCUUUGUAG